CACGGGCUGCAUUUAUUUUCCUCAUCCUCCCAUCCCAUGUGCUUCUCCUCGGGAUGAGAAAGCUCGGCAAUAUCCGUGUCAGCUCCAGCUGGAUGCCAAAGCCACAAGCCCAGGGUCAUUCCCAUGCCAGCCCUAACGGGGCUGUAGGAGAAGCAGAGAUGUCUGAUCCAGCCUCUAAAUGCUGAAAAUUCCUUGGGGAUUUAUCCAGCUCAGCUCAUGCCUUAGGCCGGUGUGGAGGGAGCUGCCGUUGUGCCCUGGGACGCUGAAGUGUCACCUGUCCCCCAUCCCGACAGAGAGGAGAGAGCAGGGGAAAAUCCCUGGCUGCAGAUCCCAGCGUCCCAGAUCCCCGGGAUCACACGGAUCGGCCGCCCUUCCCACGGACGAUGGCGUUUCCCAACCAGUCCGAUUACCUGGAUGGCCUCAAUAACAACUACAGCGACUACCCGGACUACUCCUUCGAGGACACGGGCAGCGCGCGGGCAGAGCCGGCCCACGACCCCAAGGACAUCACCAGGAUCCUGUCGGUCAUCAUCUACAGCGUGUCCUGCGUGCUGGGCAUCCUGGGCAACGGCCUCGUUAUCGCCAUCAUCACCCUGAAGAUGAAGAAGUCGGUCAACGCCGUCUGGUUUCUCAACCUGGCCGUGGCCGACUUCCUCUUCAACAUCUUCCUGCCCAUCAACAUUGCCUACACGGCCAUGAGCUACCACUGGAUCUUCGGCACGGUCAUGUGCAAGCUGAACUCCUUCCUCCUCAUCCUCAACAUGUACACGAGCGUCCUGCUGCUCACCACCAUCAGCUUCGACCGCUACGUGUCCGUGGUGUUCCCGGUGUGGUCGCAGAACCACCGCUCCACCAACCUGGCCUACGGGGUUUGCGUGAUCAUCUGGACCGUGGGCAUCGUCAUGAGCUGCCCCUCGCUCGUCUUCCGGGACACGAUGCAGAUCCGCAACUCCGUGAUUUGUUUCAGCAACUUCUCCCUCUCCUGGAAUAAAUCCUACAAAGGGCUGUCUCUGAUGAGGCACCGCACCGUGAACAUCACCAGGUUCCUGGCCGGGUACAUCCUCCCCAUCACCAUCAUCACCUUCUGCUACGUCGCCAUCGUCUUCAACCUGCGCCGGAACCGCCUGGCAAAGUCCAAGAAGCCCUUCAAGAUCAUUGUCACCAUCAUCGUCACCUUCUUCCUCUGCUGGAGUCCCUACCACCUGCUGAACCUGCUGGAGACGGUGCCCGACACAGUGCCCCGGUCUGUGUUUGAGAUCUUCAUCCCGCUCACCACGGCUCUGGCAGCCUCCAACAGCUGCAUGAACCCCGUCCUCUACGUCUUCAUGGGCCAGGACUUCAAGAAGUUCAAGGUGACCCUCCUUUCCAGGCUGGUGAACGCCCUCAGCGAGGAGACAGGACACUCCAGCAUCGUGCACAGGAGCUUCUCCAAGGUCUCCUCCAUGACUGAGAAAGAGACAACGGUUGUCUAAACU
Molecule: messenger RNA, 1475 nt
Organism: Vidua chalybeata
Lineage: Eukaryota; Metazoa; Chordata; Aves; Passeriformes; Viduidae
Gene: CMKLR1
Product: chemerin chemokine-like receptor 1
Exons: 3
Coding region: 384-1472 (362 amino acids)
Biological process (GO): positive regulation of macrophage chemotaxis; complement receptor mediated signaling pathway; phospholipase C-activating G protein-coupled receptor signaling pathway
Cellular component (GO): plasma membrane
Molecular function (GO): complement receptor activity; G protein-coupled receptor activity
Source: RefSeq, a predicted model, not a curated record